Messenger RNA from Daphnia magna, 1673 nucleotides. RefSeq names its product complexin (gene cpx). The record is from RefSeq and is a predicted model, not a curated record. NCBI's taxonomy places the organism in Eukaryota, Metazoa, Arthropoda, Branchiopoda, Diplostraca, Daphniidae. Gene Ontology annotation, molecular function: syntaxin binding. Gene Ontology annotation, biological process: synaptic vesicle exocytosis; regulation of neurotransmitter secretion; neurotransmitter transport. Gene Ontology annotation, cellular component: SNARE complex; terminal bouton. The coding region runs from base 524 to 952 and encodes 142 amino acids. The transcript has 6 exons.
GCGCUGGAUCGUCUUCAGUGCAGUUUCGGAUUUCGACCGAUCAACGUGUCCAAAACAAAUUUUUGUCUUUUUCUACUUCUUUCAGAGGGGGGAAAAGAAAUAGGACAUUUUAAGACAAAAAUUUAAUACAAUUUUAAGAAUUAAAAAAAAAAAAAUUUAAAAUAGUAUUGGCAACAUUCCAACAAUUCUUCUGAGCGGCGCCAUUUUUCAGCUGCUAUCGAUUCCAGUGUGGUGUUUUCCUUCUUCCUUCCUUCUUCCUUCUUCUUUCCUUUUUCCUAUUUCUCUCGUCUAUCCACUUCAAUCGUCACUUCCAAUUCACACGAAACAAAGUACGUCUUCAGUGCGACACACAUUUUUCUACUUGGCCAAUUCGUCGAAACCAGAACAACAUUCUACUCAAUUACGUUUUGCUAAAGGACGUGUUACUUAAUUAAACUGCCACACAUCUCUUUUCUCCCGAAAAAUUCAGCGCCUAAUUGUCUGAAAUUCUACUGAUUCCACGUGAAAAGAAGUUGGAAGCACCAUGGCGGCUUUUGUGGCUAAACAAAUGCUUGGAAGCAAAAUGAACGCUGUCAAAGGUCUGGGAGGAAAUGAUAGCGAAGAUGGUGACACCAAAGACAAAGACGAUGAGGCCGAGCGUGAGCGUUUGGAGGCCAUCAAGGAGGCCGAAGAUCGCCGCAAGGAGAAACACCGCAAAAUGGAGGCCGAACGCGAAAACAUGAGACAGGACAUCCGCGACAAGUACAACAUCAAGAAAAAGGAAGAAGCUCCUGAAGCCGAGACUCAAAAGGAACCUGACAAUCCUUUGAUGCGGAAGAAAAAAACGCCCGAAGAGUUGGCCAAAGAAGCCGAAGAAGCCGACCAGGACGAAUUGACAAAACUGAAAAACACCCUGGAGACUCAGGUGAACGAGUGGAAGUCGCAGAUCGAGAGCAAGUGUAUCGUUCAAUAGAUGUCACUUUGCCCACGUACUAAACAAACUGAAACCUGUGCCGACCCGAGGGAAACCCUAAACAGCAGCAAGUUCCACAUGUCAUUAUUUAAAAAGAGAAAGAAAAAAAAAAUUGAAUGAACUUUCAAAAUUACAGCGUGACGGCAAACAUCAGCGGAAUAAUUAAAAGACGUGUUAUAUAAAUUGAAUUGAAAAUAUCCAUCGAAGACUUACACACACACAUACAGACCUCUGUAAACCAAGCCCCUCACCCCGUUUUUGUUAGAUUGUUAUCUUCUCGAAAUGUUUUCUUUUUCUUUUUCUUCGUGCUGUAUAGUUCAUUAGUGUAGAGGGAAAAUUUGGGGGGAUGGGGUGGGUUGGGGUGGGGGGUGUAUUCCUCCAGUGAAGCAACGAUGCGUUAAACUAUGCAAAAACCAGAGAGACGGGCAAACAAACCAAAAAGAAAAGAAAAACACAAUUUUUUUUUUCAAUUUUAUGUCACAUAAAUCUAAAACAACUGGGAAAAUGGAUGAAACAACAACAGUAUCAUUUAUUUUAUAUUUUUGUUGUAUCGUUACGUGUCUUAUUCCUUGUUUAUAAUUUGUCAGGUGUGUUUAAAUAACGUUCCAAUAAAAGUACGUUCAUUCCGCUCCCUGAAUGCGUAUGUAGUCCGUAAGGGCUAUGUAUCAAUUCCGGUCUUCUUUAAACAAACAAGAAAAUAGAUAUUUGAUAUAACGGUUAA